Messenger RNA from Vicia villosa (hairy vetch), 2821 nucleotides. RefSeq lists its product as uncharacterized. The record is from RefSeq and is a predicted model, not a curated record. Bases 329 to 1948 code for a protein of 539 amino acids. The transcript has 4 exons. NCBI's taxonomy places the organism in Eukaryota, Viridiplantae, Streptophyta, Magnoliopsida, Fabales, Fabaceae.
UUUCUUUCUCUAUACAACAGAAAAGUUGUGCCGUUUCCUCUCUCGCUUUCCAUUACGCUUUUCUCUGUAACUCACCCGUUAACUCUCUCACGCCGGCCACCAUUCUCCGCCAUUGCACGCCUUCCACUGCUCAUGUUACAUCAUCUGUUGCAAUACCUCUCAAAAAAGCAGUUGGACAGGACCACCGCCUCAGACUCCCUCGUAUUGUUGUGCAGUAUUUUUCUCCAAGGGUACAAUCAGUGUUUGUGUUGGUGCUCUCCUCACCCAACCUUCAGUUAGUGUUUUAUCAAAGAUUCAACCUGCUACAACGUGUUAAUUGAUUAAAGGUAUGGACAAAGCAUGGACUAAACUCCCAAGACAUUGGAAUAAGUAUAGAAAAGGUGUUAGAAAUUUUUUAGAUUUUGCCUAUACCAAAGGAAGACCUCAAGGACGUGAAAUUUCUUGUCCUUGUGCUCAUUGUGCAAAUUGCAAAUGGGAAAGAAGACAUGUGGUUCGCGAUCAAUUAAUAGCUGCAGGUUUUGUAGAAGGAUAUGAUAUUUGGGUAAACCAUGGAGAGGAUAUACCAUCGCCUAUGAAAAUUGACAAGGACACCAAAGCGCAAGAGAGCUCACUUGAUGACAUUGAUGGCUUAUUGUAUGACACAUUUAGAAAUGUGGUUGAAGCAGAGGAAAGUAGUGAAGCUCCCAAUGAAGAUGCGAGAAAGUUCUACAAACUGAUUAAUGAGGCAAAGCAAGAGCUAUACCCCGGAUGUGAAAGCUUCUCUACUUUAUCAUUCAUAAUUCGACUUUACUUGCUGAAGUGUCUGCAUGGAUGGAGCAAUGCAUCAUUUACUUCCCUUUUAGAAUUAUUGAAAGAAGCGAUUCCUGAAUUAAACAUUCCUGAAUCUUUUAACAAAACAAAAGGGAUGAUUAGUGAUUUGGGUCUCGAUUACAAAAAAAUUCAUGCAUGUCCAAAUGAUUGCAUGUUAUAUUGGAAAGAACAUGAGAAUGAUAACUCUUGCAAUAUUUGUAAGGCUUCACGAUGGAAAGAAUUUCCUCACGUAGAGAGUGAGUCUUCUGGGCAUGCGAAAUAUGAUCAUAAAAUUCCUGCUAAGGUUUUGAGACAUUUUCCAUUGAUUCCACGAUUUCAAAGGUUAUUUAUGUGUUCAAAGACGACAAAGGAAAUGAGGUGGCAUGAAGAAGAACGCUCAAAGGAUGGAAAAUUAAGGCAUCCCGCAGAUGGACAAGCAUGGAAGGAUUUUGAUAGACUUCAUCAUGACUUUGCUUCUGAGCCUCGUAACAUAAGACUUGGCUUAUCCAGUGACGACUUCAAUCCAUUUCGGACCAUGAGCUUAUCACACAGUACAUGGCCUGUCAUGAUGGUAGUAUACAACUACCCUCCUUGGUUGUCCAUGAAAUCUGAAUAUACAAUGUUAUCAUUGUUGAUUCCUGGGCCACAAUCACCGGGGAAUGACAUUGAUGUGUACCUUCAACCAUUAAUUGAGGAGUUAAAGGAGCUAUGGGAGUUAGGAGUAGACACAUAUGAUGCCUCAAAAAAUCAAACAUUUAAAAUUCGUGAUGCACUCCUAUGGACAAUUAGUGAUUAUCCUGGGUAUGCUAUGUUAUCAGGUUGGAGGACCAAAGGAAAGUUUGCAUGUGCGUGUUGCAAUCAUAACACUAAAUCAUCAUAUUUAAAAAAUAGCCACAAUAUGUGCUAUAUGGGUCAUCGUGUCUUUUUACCAAUGAGCCAUGCUUGGAGGUUAAAUAAAAGGUCCUUUAAUGGAAAGAAAGAACUUAGGUCUGCACCUUCUUUGUUAAAAGGAACAGAAAUUGUGGAAACCUUGAAAGAUUUUGAGAAUGAGUUUGGUAAAAAAAGAAGAAGAAAAGAGAUGGUCCAUGGAAGAAAAAAUCAAUAUUUUUUGAGUUACCUUAUUGGGCUGAAAAUACAUUACGUCAUAAUCUUGAUGUGAUGCACAUUGAAAAAAAUAUAUUUGAUAAUAUUAUUGGGACUCUUUUAGACAUACCAGGGAAGACAAAAGAUCACAUUAAUGCUCGUUAUGAUUUGAAAGAUAUGGGAAUAAGAAAGAAGCUUCAUCCAAAAGAGAUUGGUGGAGGUCGUGCAGAGAUUGCAAAAUCUUGUUUUUCAAUGAAUGCGCGUGAAAAGACUAUUUUUUGCGGUGUUUUGAAGGCUGCCAAAUUACCAGAUGGGACUGCAUCAAACAUUUCAAAGUGUGUGCAAGUUAGUAAUAAGAAAGUGUUUGGCUACAAGAGUCAUGACGCACAUUUCAUGUUACAUUACUUAUUACAAGUAGCGGUAAGAAGCACCUUGCCGAAUGCAGUGGCUGAACCUCUAAUUCGUUUAGGGUCAUUUUUUCGCUCUCUGUGCAAAAAAGUUAUCCAAGAGCAAGAUUUGAAUUUCUUAGAAGCUGAGAUUGCAGAUAUCCUCUGUCAAAUGGAGAUGAUUUUCCCUCCAAGUUUUUUUGAUAUAAUGGUUCACUUGCCUAUUCAUUUAGCAAAUGAAGUUAGAUUGGGCGGUCCAGUUCAAUUUCGGUGGAUGUAUCCCACUGAAAGAAGCUUAUGUAAACUUAAAAGUUAUGUUCGUAAUAGAGCUCAUCCCGAAGGAUCUAUUGCGGAGGCAUAUUUGGCUGAAGAAGCUUUUACUUUUUGCUCAAGAUAUUUGCAUGACAAUGUAGACACAAGGUUGAAUAGAAAGAGUCGAAAUUAUGACAAUAAUGACUUGUGUGAUGUGGAUUUAAGCGAUUACUUUUCAUGUAUUGGUCGCUCAUUAGGUGGGAAGAAAAAUGGUACACCAUUUUUUCUAGAUUCAACUACAAAAGCCCAAG